UUUGGACAUUGGUUUGUUUUAUAAAUUGUUUGUUUUUAAAUUUAGCGAUGACUUAAAUAUUUUAAUUAAUGUGUAAAUUAAAGCCAAUAAACACGGUGAACCUCUUAUUAUGUCCGGUUUUUGUUUACUGACUGUACCGUAUUAAAACAACUUGGUUUUAAUAGAAUAAAUUCGCUUGUGUUAAAAAAUGGAUCAUCCUUAAAAAUCGGUACAAAACAGUAAUGACUGAUUUACUAGUGCCUCGCGGAGAUACAUUUCCUCGUUCUUUUUUGGACACAUAUCGUGCUACAAAAAGUGAACAACUUUAUAAUGAAUUAACAUCUAGUAAAAGUGAUGAACUAGUUCUCCAAAACUCCAUGAGUAUUCCAGUAUCUCAAGAUAUUCACCACGGUCACUCUGAGAAUCUUUUGGAUGUUGGUUCUGGUUCAGCACAAGCCAAGGAUUAUUAUGACAAGCAUGAGGUGGUUCCAUUGCCAAAACCCCAUAAAAGAAUACCUGUAUAUGACAGAGUAGACCCUGAAGAUAGCAUUAGGGAUAUAGUUACAGAAAAUGAUUUCUACAGGUUUGUGUUGUUCAAGAAACACUACGACAAAUAUUUACAUUUGUCACAGAAAUAUGAGGAGGCCCGAAAUAUCGCCUAUUAUUUAGAAGAGAAGUACCAUGAGGUCAAGACGGAAAGGGACGACCUCAUAAAGCAGAGAGACCAACUAACGAAAAGGCUGGAAUCCAACGAAUCCUUAUUGCGAGAGAAGGAGGAUGAAGUUUUUUUACAGUUCGAACGAGUAGUUUAUCUGGAAGAGCAAUGUGAUAAGAUAAGAGCCGAGAAGGAAAAAUGCGAAGAACAAAAAGAAAUUAUAGAAAAGGAGAGAGAUAAAGCUCUGCGGAUGCUUCAGGAACAAGCGAAGGAAUCCGAAUACAAUAGAAGAAAAUUGGAACGAGCUAGGCAAGAGGUCGUUACUCACAUGACCCGAAUAAAGAAUGAGAAAGAUUCGUUAGAAAGAGAGAACGAUCAACUGAAGGAAGCGUUAGAGGCUGAACGCAAAGGCAUGGGAAAAUAUUUAAUUCAAGGAAGACAAUUGAAUGAUGAUCUAUAUUGUAUGGAAAAGCAGGUUGAAAAUCUUAAACUGAUGGAACACUCGAAUAGUGCUCUGGCAUCUCAAUUCCAAAAGGCUGUGCAACACCUUGCAACUUGUAGACUGAAAAAGUGCUCCGUUUGUGCUUACACAAAAUCCACCUAUCGAAAAAUGUCUCCUAAUUAUCGAAAAUAUGAUCGUAAAUUGUUUGGUUGUCUUCAAACACCCUUCCUCGAAAUGCGCAACAUGAUCAAACCUCAUCCAUCGCCGAUUCAUGCGGAAGGUGAAAGCCUCUCAGAAUGGUUCUGUCACAUGGAAGGACCGGAUGGGCCUAGCCAGAGCGAUUGCUCCUCACUAAGUGUUCCAUUUGCUGAACUGUCGAUUUCAUACAUGGACGAUGCCUCUGAUAGUUCGAGUUAUGUCAGAGAUGAUGACAAAGACGAUCAAGAAAGACUGAGCAGAGGGAAUUGUAGUAGUUAUAGAAGAUUUGGCAGUGACUCCGGUUUUUCUUCCGAUAUAUGCGCCGAUUAUAAAAGCAACACCACAACCCCCAAAGAACACAAAUUUUGCCCAAAUGCUGUCCUAGACGAAUCGGAUUGUGCUAAGCUUACAAGAACAAAAUGGACAGCAUCGUUCCGAAAACUGAUUCGACGCAUCAAGAAGUAAUCCCUUAACUUUUCAGUAUCUCGAAUAUUUAAAAUUUUGUUAGAAUCAAGACGAAAAUAUAUUCAGGAAAUAUUAAAUCAAGAUGUUAAAAUUUUACAUUUAUUUCACAUAAUUCAGCAAGGUACAUUAGUCAAAUACAUAUUAAAUUCUGGUUUGGACAUAAGUAUUACAAGAAUGAGGACAAUUGUCUUUUUGACUAUGUCAUUGUUAUGAAAUUAAUUUUAUUUAAUACUUUUGUAAUAUAACCUGUUUAAAUUGAUACAAAACGCGUUAACAUGAUUUCUAAUUCUCAGAAUGUGACUAAAAUAUCAGAUUUUGAAGAUUUUCCUUGUAUAAUAAUUGGUUUAGAAUGCCAAAAGUAAAGACCAACAACCAACCAGUUAUUUAGGUGCGAAACACGUUCACGAAAAAAAGUUCUAUUGCCAUACGAGUAUUUUACCACAUUAGACAUUACGGUAUCAAAACAAGACCUAGUGGUCCAUAAUACUGCUACUUAAAAAGUUAUUACAACAAUAUUGAACUAUAUUCUUAUUAGGUGAAAUACCUUUUAAUUAGUACAAACAGUAAUAGUUAUGAUAAAAAUUUAACAGGUAAUACUUGUUACACAGUUUUCAAUAAAACGCUCAGAUAUUGUAUCUAUUAAUGGGCCCCUUACAGCUGCGAUCAAAUUACGUAAACUUACGUCACCGUUCCACCAACAAACUGCUAUGCAAAUGGUCAUCAUAUGCAUUACAUUAAUGUUUGUACAGCAAGCCCCAGCUGUGCAAUUUUAUUUAAGUGUAUGGGAGCUAUUACAUAAAAAGACCAGGUCAUUAAAUCUUCAUGAAAACAAUAAACUGAGUUAAGUUUUCCGCAUUUUAACUUGUUACGACAAAAUAUAUUUGUUUUUUUAUCUUUUCCUGAAUAUAUUUUCUCUAAGUAGUGUAGUUUUUACUAUUAAGGUACAAAACAGUAUUGUAGUUUCAUUUGUAUUUCAUUAUUUCAAAUAUUCAUGUAUCAGUUGU
Diabrotica balteata is the source of this 2743-nucleotide messenger RNA. NCBI's taxonomy places the organism in Eukaryota, Metazoa, Arthropoda, Insecta, Coleoptera, Chrysomelidae. The record is from the annotation of a GenBank genome assembly.